This is a messenger RNA of Trichophyton benhamiae CBS 112371, 2115 nucleotides long. RefSeq names its product MYND domain protein (SamB), putative. The record is from RefSeq and is a predicted model, not a curated record. Gene Ontology annotation, biological process: ubiquitin-dependent protein catabolic process; establishment or maintenance of cell polarity. Bases 1 to 2115 code for a protein of 704 amino acids. Lineage: Eukaryota; Fungi; Ascomycota; Eurotiomycetes; Onygenales; Arthrodermataceae. The transcript has 2 exons. Gene Ontology annotation, cellular component: MUB1-RAD6-UBR2 ubiquitin ligase complex.
AUGAGAGAAGUCAACUUUAGCAUCCCCAGCGUCAACAAGGCGGCUGUCAACAUCACUACUACUCUCUACGACAGGCGGGCCCUCGACUGCACAUCGACUCUGCCUCUCAUCAACUCCCUCAACCAUCUUGCCUACCUCACUACUUCAUCAGACCGCAUCCGUGACAUCCUCACCGUCGAUGGCGGCAUCGAACAGCUGGUAUGCAUCCUCAAGGCUGGUCGCAGCAAGGACCUCAUGGAGAUGUGGAAGUGGAAUCUCGCCUUCCAGUGCGUCGUCAACAUCGGUGUUCGUGGCUCAGAGAAUGUUCGCACCCGUGUGGUAGAGGCAGACAUGGUCCCCGUUAUUGCUACCAUCCUCGAUAACUACAUCCGUGUUGUUGAUCGGAUACGCGCCUCUUCUUCGGCUGCUGCAUCCACUGAUCCAGAGGCCUCUCGCUCAAAACAGCACAAGACUGCCAUCAAUACUACUACUACUUCUACUACUAAUACCACCACCACAACAACAACAACAACAACCUCGAUCCCGACUUCUUCAACAUCUUCUAGGAGAGAUCAGCCUCCUAGAACGUCAAGAGCUUCGUUUUAUGACCAUAGAUCAGACCAGCGGAACGCUCGACGUCAGGCUCCUCCUCCUUCCAUCGAGAUUCCCCUACCAUAUGCUCAGGACGGGCCAGAACAUAACACCGCUACUACUAAUACUGCUACCACUGCAGCAACCACUGCAACCACCGCUGCCACAGAGGGCCGUCACAACAACCUGCAUACCCCCAUAGACGUUCAGCCGUCUCCUCACAUCGUCCUGACCUCACCGCCCGAACGGACGACUUUUAACCAUCACCAUCACCACCAUCACCCGCGAGAAGGUCAUCGCCACCGUAUCAUGCAGCCACUCGCUUCUGCCACUGUCGCUACUGCGGCUGCCACAACAACGCCUACUACUGACCCGUUUAAUCCUAUACGCCAGGUUAGAGACGUCGAUCGCCUCCCUUCGGCCCUCCCCGGUCUCCAGGCCGGAAUCACUUCCCAGCCAGAGUCUCCCACCACACCUCUUGGUGCAGGUGCUCCUCAGGCUAAUAUACCGCCUCUCAUGCCUCGCAUCUUUCAUCGUCGCCCUUCGGUUCGUCAGCAACGCUCCGCCUCAGGUGAAUCAGAUGACGCCGAUGCACAGCCUGAGCCAGACGACAACGACAUCAUCAUGGGUGAAGGUGAUCUGGAAACAACCAACGUCGAGACUGCCGAACAACAGCCCAUCGUUGACCUUGACAGCAGCGGCAUGGACCUCGAGGACAUCAACAUGCGAGACCGUGAUGCCAUGCUCGACGACGCCAGCACCGUCAACGCUCCCACCCAGGCCGCCCAGGCGGCGACCUCUCCGGCAAACGGCCACCCUCCAACCCACGCCCAUGCUCGUCAACCCAACGGCCACCAGGCUCCUGGCGUCUUCAACAACCCUUAUCCCUUCUACCUCCAGAACCAGAACCAGAACCAGCACCACCAGCCCUCGCAGUCGCAGUCCCAUCCUCAAUCCAACCCGCACUCACACUCAGCCUCUCAACCUCACUCCUCCCGCAGUGGUAACCCAGCCGGCCCUACCAUCCUUGCUGCCAUGCCCCGGGACGAGGACGUCCUCCUCGCCCUCCAACUGCUCGCCUACGUCUCCAAGUACUGCAACCUCCGCUCAUACUUCCAACAAACCCAUCUUGUACCUCGUCUCAAGAUAGGCAAGGAACUCGAAAUGCUAGACGAAGCAAAUCCGCUGCCAGCCUCGACUUCUUCGUCCUCUUCGGGCCCCUCUACAUCGGCUCCUUCUGGUUCCAACACCACUGCCUCCCCUCAAACCGCCGAAGAAGCCCAGGAAGAAAUGGAAGAAUACAUCCUCCCAGAUGACUUCAACAUUUUCCCACUGGUCGAAAAAUUCACCGUUCGCCACCACACAAAGGACAUGCAGUACUGGGCAGUGCCAGAAGAGCGCAUGGGUCUACCACCGACACUGGUGCCACUCGUCACCGGAACACUAGUUCCCUCUUCUUCCUCGCUCUCACCCGUCUUAUUCAUUAAUAUAUAUCCCUUCUAUACAUCCGACGAAUUUCUUUUGUUACGAGAUGUCCAUGCCUGA